Messenger RNA from Postia placenta MAD-698-R-SB12, 651 nucleotides. RefSeq lists its product as hypothetical. Lineage: Eukaryota; Fungi; Basidiomycota; Agaricomycetes; Polyporales; Adustoporiaceae. Gene Ontology annotation, cellular component: cytoplasm; nucleus. The transcript has 5 exons. Gene Ontology annotation, molecular function: protein-folding chaperone binding; protein folding chaperone. The record is from RefSeq and is a predicted model, not a curated record. The annotation marks the transcript as partial.
AUGUCGACGUUUCCGGAUUACUACAAGUUACUUGAUAUCCCGCAUAGUGCAACGGCAGACCAGAUUAGACAAGCGUACAGGGUGCAGUCACUGAAGACACAUCCGGAUCGUUUGACCAAGGCAACCGUGGAAGAGAAAAAGGCUGCGACUGAGCGUUUCCAGGCAGUAGCGGAUGCGUACUACGUUCUCUCCGAUGCAACGAGGAGGAAAGAGUACGAUGCGUUGUAUGCAUCGCGUGGCCCUCAGGAGAAGACCAAUGAACCGAACGCUUCGGCUAAUUUCUUCUCCGCAUUUGCUAGUAUGUUCGGUGGAGGCUCAUCCUCGGCAGGGAACGCGGGCUCCUCUACCGGAGCAGCUGGUGAGAGGCCUGAUGCUGACCAUGUAUUCGCCGAUGUGUUCGAGGAGCUUUUCACACCGGAAGUUCAGCGCCAUGCACCAUGGUGGGCUUGGUUUGGAGCGGUUUCUGGCGCUGGACUCGGCUUUAUAGUCGCCAAUAUACCUGGGGCAAUGGUUGGCGCAUACGCAGGCAAUCGACUUGGCGCUAUCAGAGAUGCGAAGGGGAAGAGUGUAGCAGCCGUGUUCUCUCAACUCGGCGGCUCCCAGAAGGCAGAGAUCUUGCGUGCCUUGGCUGCGAAAGUGUUGGGUGCUGCA